AUGGAUUACAGACAUAUGCUUCCGUCAACGCCAACAAGGCCUGCUGGGCCCAACUUUAGCUCGACAAAGCUGAAGCUCAACAUGCUCCACAAUAACCUUUCUCUUCCAACCAUUCUCCUUAUCGGAGCUUGCAUCCAGACAGCACUCUUCCUCCUACCAAUUCCCAAGCUCUACUCUGUCGGACCAGCUAUCGGCUUGCUGCUCUUUCGAAUCAUCGACACAACUCUCAUCACCUACAAUCUCAUCCCCAAUCCGUACCUGAAAGAUGCGAUUCACAAGAAAGUCACAGCCCAGCCCCAUGAUCGGGAAGGGAACUUCAGCGGUCCUGGCAAAGAGAAGAUUGCCGUCAUGCUAUUAGGGGCGAAGAGUAACCAUCCAUUGGGAAUGUUCGAACCGCGAUUCGGAAAGGUUGGUUCGUUUUUGCGAAGGAUGACGGAAGAGUUGAACGGAGAUCCCACUCAGGAUUCAGGCUUCCUGGGGCAAUCGGCUGUGAUGCGAAAAGAUAACAAUGGCGCCACAGAGAACAUCACGAUCUCCUACUGGAGGUCUAUCGACGAUGUCCACCGUUUCGCUUACGGUCCUGCCCAUCUUGCAGCUUGGAGAUGGUGGAAUGACAAUGUGAAGAAGCUCAACCACAUUGGAAUCAUGCAUGAAGUGUAUGAAGCUGACGCAGGCAUGUGGGAAGGAGUGUAUGUCAAUUUCCAACCAACGUUGCUUGCAAACACAACGUACUUGAAGAAGGAUGGGCAGUUGGUGGGUGGCGAGGUCAAGGAAGAAUGGGUCCGCCCGUUGUUGGAUGCAUCGAGGGGAAAUUUGAGGACGUCUAGGGGGAGGAGAGGAUUGUUGGACAGGAGGGAAGAUGUCAAGGCUGUUUAUGGUCAAGAUGCUGGGACUUACGAGACUGUUUGA
This is a messenger RNA of Cadophora gregata, 909 nucleotides long. RefSeq lists its product as uncharacterized. The transcript is spliced from 3 exons. Bases 1 to 909 code for a protein of 302 amino acids. Lineage: Eukaryota; Fungi; Ascomycota; Leotiomycetes; Helotiales; Ploettnerulaceae. The record is from RefSeq and is a predicted model, not a curated record.